UGUCUCAUAGCAAAGGGUCUGAAUACUUAUGUAAAUAAGUUUAACUUAAAAAAAAAUAAAAAAUUGCAAACAAUUCUAAAAACAGGAUUUUGCUUUUAAAAAUGUAUUUAAUGAAUGUUAGUGUAAUGCUGUAACGUAACAAAAUGUGGAAAAAGUCAAGGGGUCUGAAUACUUUCAGUCAAAGGGUCUGAAUACUUUCCGAAUGCACUGUAUACAUCUGCCUCAGCUAUUGCAAACAUCCAUACACAACAUAUCGUCCAGUCCUAUCCAAAACAAAUAAUUUGUGGUCGUCUGGAUCGCUGGAUAUUGCGUUUUGGAACAAAACUCUUCAUUUAUAUUUCCUGCCAUACAUCACCCAUCUUGUUGUGGCUAUGUAAUCAGAUUUGUACCAUGCCAUGUAAUUCAGCCCACCUCACCAACUGUCAGAUCACUGGAAGGAAUGGAAUGGUUAAUGUAUUUGUAAAAACACAACCAUUGUUCUGUUCAAUCUACCUCUUUAAUUUGUUUAUCUGAUGAAUAAGAUGAAUAGGCUAGAAUCUUGUAUUGCAGAGGAAGGCAACCCUGGUCCUGGAGUGCUGCAGGCACUUCAUGUGUUUGAUUUAAACGACCUGGAAGACCAGUGUGUUGAAUUUAUGCAAUCACUGAACUUAUCAAUUAGCUCAGUUGAUCAGGUGUGGCGCCUAGUUGUAACAAAAUCCUGUUAUAUGUGUGGCACUCCAGGAACAGGGCUGCCUACCCCUGUUGUUUGUAUAUUGGACCAUGUUUGUAAUUAUUUAUGGUAAACCACAGAAAGAGAAGCUGCUUAUUAAAAUGAACUUAACUGGGAAGCAGAAAGAGCAUUGUCACAUUCUAACUGAAUUGCAUUUGUAAUUCUGCAGCAGACUAUUUCUGCCUUUUUCUGAUUAAAUCCAAUGUUUUGAGAAAUAGAAAGUUAAUUGAUGUACACUUAUUAGGCUUUAGGUUAGCUUACAGUCACAAUACUGUUUUUGUUUAAUGUACAUUGUUUUAAUGUAUUUAAUAAUUAAAAGUCAUGUGACAGAAACAAACUGCUGUUUCCAACCAUCUUUAUGUGUAUGCCAUGAACAGUUUAUUGAAAAAGUGCAUGUCAUUACAUUAGUUACCCAGCAGUUGCAAAACAGCAUGCAUCAUAUAUGAGCCUGCUGCCUCUGUAAUGUCCAAAGGGCCAAAGUCAAUGUUUUGUAUUGGAUGCUGUACCUGACCAGGUUUAGGUGUAGGUUUAUUUUCCCUUCAUUAUACAUUUUAAAUUGAAUGUCAAUGUCAGUUCAUGAAUUUACUCCUCCCAAGUACAUAGGUUUCAAAACCCACAAGACAUGCUUCACAGAGGUUUCAUGCGCCUCCCUCCUGGUAGUUAUCUUCCUGCUGGGGGUUUGUGGGAAUUGGGUGGUAUUCUCGAUUGCUGGUCUCAAGAUGAAGAAGACCGUCAACACCAACUGUUACCUCAGCCUGCCCAUCUCCGACUCCAUAUUCUGUGCCUGUCUCCCCUUCAACAUCAUCUACAUGGUAGCAAAAGACUGUAUCUUUGGGCUGUUCAUGUGCAUGUUCACCUCUUUCACGAUGUUCCUUAACAUGUUCAGCAGCAUCUUCCUCCUGGUCAUCAUGAGUGUUGACCGUUAUGUACUGGUCGUAUAUCCAGUUUGGGCCCAAAACCAGUGUACCGUGAGGAUGGCCUCUGCAGUUUUGGUCCUUGCCUGGGUCAUCUCUGUUGCACUCAGCAUUGCCUCCAUAAUGUUUUGUCAGGUCACCACAGACUACACAACAACAUGCUUUAACAACUACCCAUCCCAAAAUAGCCACCUAAUUGUAGUUAUGAGUCGAUUUGUCAGCAGCUUUGUGCUCCCGCUUCUCCUAAUCAUCUUCUGCUUCUCUGUCAUCACCCUGCAACUGAGGACCAACAGGAUGACCAGGUCCUCCAAGUCCUUUAGAGUUAUGACUGCCCUGAUAGCCAUGUUCCUCAUCGGCUGGCUGCCCUACCAUGUCUUCAUUAUACUGCAAUCCGGAGCCAGGGAUCAAGCUUAUCUAACUGUUAUUCAUGAAGGUCUGAAGAUAUGAUGGACUAAAUACAUACUAACCAACGUCUGGUGU
This is a messenger RNA of Salmo salar (Atlantic salmon), 2103 nucleotides long. Its product is annotated as chemerin-like receptor 1. NCBI's taxonomy places the organism in Eukaryota, Metazoa, Chordata, Actinopteri, Salmoniformes, Salmonidae. Gene Ontology annotation, cellular component: plasma membrane. Gene Ontology annotation, biological process: phospholipase C-activating G protein-coupled receptor signaling pathway; complement receptor mediated signaling pathway; positive regulation of cytosolic calcium ion concentration. Gene Ontology annotation, molecular function: G protein-coupled receptor activity; complement receptor activity. The record is from RefSeq and is a predicted model, not a curated record.